Molecule: messenger RNA, 216 nt
Organism: Phytophthora nicotianae INRA-310
Lineage: Eukaryota; Oomycota; Peronosporomycetes; Peronosporales; Peronosporaceae
Exons: 1
Coding region: 1-216 (71 amino acids)
Source: RefSeq, a predicted model, not a curated record
AUGUCGACGGACUCUGGCCGAACAGACACAUCUUCGAAAUCGUACGACACGCCAUUUGUGUGCUUGGAAAACGCUUACAAGACGUUGUGUUCAAGCACGCAGAGACAAAAGCGACGCAUUGUACCGAGUUUCAUGCUUGAGAAUGGUGUGGUCUCGUUGGAAUCGGGCAGUCAGUUGGCGCAGGUGUAUAAUUGCGAUGGAACACCGAAGACUUGA